CAGGAAACCGCACUGUCUCAAGUCGCGUGCAGACUCUAUACGACAACCGCACCUCUCUUAUUCGGCAAGACGACUGCCGCGGGUUCGGUCGCAUAUCUCCCCAACUCCGUUAGAUGCCGAUCGCCGCAAAGCGGCGCGCGCUAAACAACCAGAGUGAAAUGAUGGAGCCUGACGCUGUAACUCUAAAUGUUGGUAGGAGGUGGGCGAUAAGCCCAUUUCCCAUAGCAUAUAAUGCUCAACAGAGCGUCACGAGACGCCCACUCAUGAUGUCUGAGAAGGGCUCAAUCCACAAAGAUUCGCUUUCGCCCGUCCGGUCGCGGAGCGGGGACGACCACCUUGCCGUGCGACUCCCGGCCUCUCUCGCAACUCUCACCGAGGAGGAGCGCGAGGCCGCCGCGAAACGUGCAACCCGCAAGGUCGACAUCAUGCUCAUCCCCGCUCUGACGCUUCUGUAUCUACUCAAUUUUCUGGACCGACAGAACCUCUCGUCAGCCAAGGUCGCGGGCAUUGACAAGGAUCUGGGCCUUACGACGCAGCAGUACGCGACGUGCGUUGCUGUGCUCUUCGCGGGCUACGUCGCCCUCCAGAUUCCCUCCAACAUGAUCGUCGGGAAGAUCAAGUAUCCUGCCUACUACCUCUGCUUCAACGCGAGCCUGUGGGGCAUCGUCAGCGCCUGCACGGGCGCCGUGCAGAGCUACGCGGGCCUCGCUGUAUGCCGCACCAUGCUGGGCGUAGUUGAAGCUGCCUUCUUCCCCGGCGCCGUCUUCCUGGUCUCCCUUUUCUACCCGCGCCGGCAGAUGGCGCUGCGCACCGCGGCAUUCUACACCGGUUCGCAAGUAGGUAACGCCUUUGGCGGUCUCUUCGCCAUCGGUAUCCUCAAGCUCGACGGGGUACACGGCCUCGCGGGCUGGCGAUGGCUCUUCAUCGUCGAGGGCGCGAUGACGUUCGGCGUGGCGAUACUUUGCGCAUUCAUUAUGCCCAACCGCCCCGAGACGGUGCGCUGGCUCACGCCUGUAGAGCGUGACAUGCUUCUGUGGCGCCUGGAAAGCGACCGUGGAACAAAGGACGAGAAUGACGAGGUGUCUGUGCUUGCGGCGCUCAAGAUGGCGCUUUGCGACCCCAAGACGUGGCUGCUCAACCUUACCCUUCAGUUCGGCUUCAUCGCGGCGACGGUCACGAACUUCUUCCCCAUCGUUGUGCAGGGCCUCGGCUUUGACCGUUCCACCACGCUCGCCAUUACGGCUCCGCCGUACAUUCUGUGCGCAGUCGGCUUGAUCAUCAACGGCUUUAGCUCGGAUCGCACCCGCAACCGUUCGUACCACAUCGCCAUUCCCAUGUGCUUCACGCUUGUGGGCAAUAUUAUCGCCGUGGCAACCACCAAAACGGCCCCGCGCUACUUUGCCAUGUGCCUGCUUCCCUUCGGCUUCUACGCCGCCUCGACGAUUAUCCUGUCGUGGGUCGGGGCCAAUAUUACCGGCCCAAGUGCCAAGCGCGCCAUCGUGUACUCGAUUAUCAACGCGUUCGCGCAGACACCCAAUAUCUGGAGCUCGUAUCUGUACUUCUCGCCUCCACGCUUCGUGCCGGCCUUCAGUGUCGACCUUGUUGCCAGCGCGCUGUGUAUCGGGAUGGCUGUAGUUACAAGGUGGUACUUCAAGCGGGAAAACCGCAAAAUGGACGAAGGCAGGUAUUUGGGGCGGCAUGGUCCCAGUGCAGUCCAGCUUGCUGCCGGGUAUAGGUACCAGUUGUAGCGCUGUACGUUGAGAUAAGAUGAGAUGCGAUGAGAUGCAGCA
This is a messenger RNA of Cutaneotrichosporon oleaginosum, 1790 nucleotides long. RefSeq lists its product as uncharacterized. NCBI's taxonomy places the organism in Eukaryota, Fungi, Basidiomycota, Tremellomycetes, Trichosporonales, Trichosporonaceae. The record is from RefSeq and is a predicted model, not a curated record. Gene Ontology annotation, molecular function: transmembrane transporter activity. Gene Ontology annotation, biological process: transmembrane transport. Gene Ontology annotation, cellular component: membrane.